This is a messenger RNA of Phymastichus coffea, 501 nucleotides long. RefSeq lists its product as uncharacterized. The coding region runs from base 1 to 501 and encodes 166 amino acids. Lineage: Eukaryota; Metazoa; Arthropoda; Insecta; Hymenoptera; Eulophidae. The transcript has a single exon. The record is from RefSeq and is a predicted model, not a curated record.
AUGUGUGCCUUAGCUUUUGUGCCUCCGGAAGAUGUACCCAAUGUAUUCGACAUUUUUCAUAAUGAAGUACCUGAAGAAUUUAUCCCUAUUUCAACCUAUUUUGAAGUUAAUUACAUAAGAGGCAUACGAGCGAUUGGUAGACGAAAUGCAGUGAAGGUACGAUGCCCACCGGCCCUCUGGAACCAAUACGACUCUGUUCUUCACGGAGUAGCUCGCACUAAUAAUGCUACAGAAGGCUGGCAUAAUCGCUUCCAGAUACUAGUCGGACGAAGUCACUCGAGCCUUUACAGUUUUCUAACCGAAUUGCAGAAAGAACAAGCAGACGUUGAAUACAUGCUACGUGAAUUGAAUUUGGGAAAGAAAGCAAAAAAUGUACCUAAUGAAAAGUUCCUUCGUGUGGAAGAGCGUAUUAUUACAAUUGUUGAAAAUUAUCAAGAUUAUGUUGAUGAAGAUAGAGAAUUGGCAUACUUGAACACUAUUGGAUACCACCUUCACAUGUGA